This is a messenger RNA of Pseudomassariella vexata, 2895 nucleotides long. RefSeq lists its product as uncharacterized. The record is from RefSeq and is a predicted model, not a curated record. NCBI's taxonomy places the organism in Eukaryota, Fungi, Ascomycota, Sordariomycetes, Amphisphaeriales, Pseudomassariaceae. Bases 1 to 2895 code for a protein of 964 amino acids. The transcript has a single exon.
AUGAACCCGACGAAGCCCAACACGGGGGACUCUUUCGACCCUGUCUUCGAUGGUCCAACUCAGCAUGAGGACUGGGAAUACUGGGAGGAAGACGGAACCCUAGGAGCACCGGCAGAUGACAAUGACUUGCUGAUAGACGUGGAUGGCGCACAAACCUCCAAGCGGCCAAAAUCGAGAUUUCGACAGAAGGUACAAAAUGCCCAAGCUGGAAUCAAGUUAGACACGGAUGUGUCCAAGUUCCGACGGGCAGCGCCUCAAUCUACAGCACACAACGUUCACAACGAUACCUUGAAGGCAUUGGAGGGCUCGUCGACGUCCGGCAAAUCGACGAAGGAAAGGACUGGCGCAUUCAACGGGACUACCCGAGGUCGUGAAUCGGAUCUUUCGCCGGAAGGUCGCAAAAUAGUCAUUGGCAUUGCUCUGCCUUCGGACAAUAUAUCAGAGCAUCAAUCCAGCCCCCAAACGGCUGGUGUCGAAACUCCCAUCGACAUGCGAAACUACAUACAGCGGUCGGCGGCCAACAAGGCACCGCCACAACAGCAGUCGGUGUGGUCCCCAGAUACAGAAGCAACCGAGUCUCCAUACCAAAGUGGCCGUCCGGCAUCCAGCAUAUACUCGCAGCCUAGCAUGUACGGAGCUCCUGUGGCGUCAGGUCAUGUGCCACCAGUCCCUGCCCUGCCCUCCACCUUCAAGUUUAAGCAGUCACAACCAAGCGCAUUCCAAGACCCAGACGAUGACGAUGUUGGAACACCCUGCACGCUCUUCGAAGAGGAUGGUAGCCCCAUGGCCAAUCGCAAGUCCUUCAGGCAGAAAGCUGCGGCAGUCACGGGCCCACAGAGUGAAGGAACCCUCCCUAAUGGCAAAUGGAUCUAUGUCACAGAUGUAACCACACGAGAGACGAACCCAUUCAAGCAACAACAGACUGGAGAGAGCUCAUCAUCGGCUCCCAAAGAGUGGUGGCAAGGAAUGGACGAGAAGAAGCACCAAGCGUCAAAAGCACAAGGGCUUUCGGUGGUCACUCCUCCCACUUUGCGACAACAGAACACUGAUCAGUCUUCAAUGGCGCAGGCGAAUGCCUCUUCAUCGCAUAAUUCCCAAUCUGAUCGGCCUGAAACACACUCGGAAAAGGCACGGAUUCUGCUCGAGGAGAGCCAGGUCCCAGCCGAUGAGCCCCCCCCUUACUCGCCCCCCAAGACGGUCAACGAGGUCAAGUAUGCUGCUGUCUUCCCCCCUUCUCAUGCGGCCAAUCUGCGACCGAUCCCGUCGCCUGGACCAGUGUCGCCUGGUCUGCCAGGCACCAUGAGCUCACAGGGGAACAUGGCCAUCAAUCUAGCCGAGAUCCCGCUGACUCCUCGACGUGUGCCAGGGGCCGUACUCUCUGACCGCCCAGCUGGAUCUCACGUCAUCGGAGACCAUUUCUAUGGGGCGCUUGGGACAAGGCACCGGGUUGAACGCCAACGCCGACGUCACGAGAAGGAAGAAGCCGUGGCGAGGAGGGUCGGUGGCUUCUGGAGAGGACGCGGCUGCAUGCCAGAAAAUGGCUGCUUCGGACGUUCAGGUCGAGAGGGGAGAAAAAGAAGACGAGUCUACUUGGGAGUAUUUUGCGGCGUCGUUGCCGCCAUCGUCCUCGCCGUCGUUCUGGCGGUGACUCUGACACGCACAUCAGCACCGCCACAAGGCCCAGAACACUCCAUCUGGCUCAACUUGACAGAUUUCCCCCCUAUGCCGACGGGUGUUUUGACAGUUGCUGGACCAGAUAAUUCUCAGUCAGUCUCUGGCUGUCUUACCGUCACAGCGCAAACCUCGUGGAGCUGCAAGCUUCCUAAGGACCAGCAGAACCCAGAUUCCCCUUACGAUGCGGACCAGCCCGAGUUCAUCUUCCAAAUCCAGUAUGACAACAACACGCGAGCUUUAUGGAAUGUCAGCAAUACUGGCGAGCAGCCAGACGUCAGUAACCAAACAGCGACGGUGGGGAACGCCCGUCUCGCUGUAAGCCGCGUAAUCGCUCGUGCUAUAACCAUUUUUCGCCGUGGAGUUAUCUACGACGCGGGUUUCUCGCCCAAGCCUGCGCCGCCGUCUCUUGCUGAGAUGAACUUCCUGGGUAACACAACCGACGGCAUCGUCUCCGACAACAAAGCCGGCGAGCCCACACCCUUCUAUAUCAGCCUCCUCUCCUCGAACAACGCUACUGUCGGAUCUGACACGGUCACCCGCCGCGGUCUCGGCAAUGGUAUCGACUCCGCCCCGGACAACGGCACAUCCGACUGGAACCUGACCGACAUCCUGCCCGCACCCGCGCUCAACCCCGAUGGUACCGGCGCACCGGCCAAGCUGUACCCGCUCCCAUUGCAGCAGCCCGUCCGCCUAUUCGACCGCGGCCUGCCCACCGAGCACUACGGUUUCUACACCUUCUUCGACAAGACCGUCUACCUGCACGACAAGUCCAAGUCGGUCGCCGCUGACGAAGACGGCGGCUCUCCCAUCAAGGACGCCAAGUUCCUCAUCACCAUGUCGCAGACGCGUUUCCUCGUUAAGAUCUGGACCCGCAAGGAGAACACCACGCAGCUCCUAGGCAACGGAACCAUUCCCGGCACCGACGGGACCACUGUCGAUGACCAGCCGGGGACUAUGCCGUACCCCGUUACCAUAGCUGAGGAUCUCCACGGGGGUAAUCGCAAUGAUAAGGCGCAGUGGUACUACGGCGUCGAUGAGAAGCAGCAGAUUGACCGGACGGACGUGAAGCUUAUCGUGGUUGAUAAGGGGUUUGCGGGGACGUUGAUCAAUAGGCUGGAUUCAAACUCGGAUUUGUCGCUGGGGGGCAUUGAUGGAGGGACCGGCGGGUGUAAGUGCGAGUGGGUCAACUUUCAGGGGAGGACGGUUGGUACUUUGGAGUAA